AUGCGUCUCAGACAACAACAAUAUGACACUUCAAAGGUUCAGGUUGCUCAUCUACGUGAAGAUUAUGAGGUCAGUCAGCUCCAACGUGGCAAGAGUAGACGCUGUCUUCAGUUUGAAGAAGCGCAGCAGAAAACUACAACGGAUGACACCUAUUCUUCAAAUCCAGCUAUGAAAUUAAUUGGUUCUGUAUCACCUGCGUCCAGUGCAGAAUGGGAGAUUUUGGAUUCAUCUCAGAUGGAGCUAAGUAUCUCUUAUGACCAGAAGCAAAAGAAGAACAUAUCCAACACCGACGGUGAUGGUUGCUAA
Molecule: messenger RNA, 306 nt
Organism: Dovyalis caffra
Lineage: Eukaryota; Viridiplantae; Streptophyta; Magnoliopsida; Malpighiales; Salicaceae
Source: the annotation of a GenBank genome assembly